AUCCUACUACACUACAUACCAGAUCUCGCUCGCUCCAACUUCCGAGCCAUCAUGAAGCCGGCGCAUCAACUGCUGCUCGCCGCCUGCGCGGUGGUCCUGCUGCUGUGCGCGGCGGCGCCGGGGAUCGCCGACGCGGCGACGUGCGACGCGACGCAGCUGACCCCGUGCGCGGGCGCCAUCAUCGGGAACGCGCCGCCCACCGCGGCGUGCUGCAGCAGGAUGAAGGAGCAGCAGCCGUGCCUGUGCACGUACGCGCGCGACCCCAACCUGCAGCGCUACGUCAACUCGCCCAACGGCAAGAAGGCCAUGGCCGCGUGCAGGGUGCCCGUGCCCUCCUGCUAAUUAAAUCCUUCGAUUCGCGUCAGCACCGCGAGCGUACGGCCGGCCGGCCUCGCUCUAUGCGCUAGCGUGUUCCCGUGUAUGCGUGUUGAUCUCCGUGGUGCUGUGCUGGUCUCUGCUUCCUGCAUCUGCCGAGCUCUUCGGGCUCGCGUGUAUGAAUAAAGGAUGUAAUAAUUACGUACGCUAUAUGUGUAAUGUGUGUUCGUGGGCUCGUGGCUUUUCUCAUUAAGAUCAGCAAAUGAUGGUGACAAAACUAGUGCCAACAGUGAUAGCUAAAAGUGUGAGGUAAAAGUAGCAACAGCAGUCAGCAAGUCUGGAAUGAUGUCCAAGGCAUGCCAAUACAAUACUGUUUAUCACUA
Messenger RNA from Panicum hallii, 698 nucleotides. Its product is annotated as non-specific lipid-transfer protein 2-like. Bases 52 to 342 code for a protein of 96 amino acids. Gene Ontology annotation, biological process: lipid transport. Lineage: Eukaryota; Viridiplantae; Streptophyta; Magnoliopsida; Poales; Poaceae. The transcript has a single exon. The record is from RefSeq and is a predicted model, not a curated record.